GGUGGGAGGAGGCGGGAAGUGCCCCAGGUUUGAAAUCGGAAAUUUGGCGCUGUUGUGAGAAUUGGGUCUGGAUAUAGGCUGGGACCUGGAGGUCGCGCUGAUUUGAGGGGAAGGCAGCUGAGCUCGGGCCUGUCAGGCAGGGCGACGAAGUGUCUUGCACAAUGGUAGAGGAUGAGCUGGCACUCUUCGAUAAAAGCAUAAAUGAAUUUGGAAAUAAGUUCAAAAACACUCUCAGUGACACUCCCUGUCAGAUGGUGGGACUGAGAGAUGCCUACAAGGACUCCAUUAAAGCCCUGGCAGAAAAGCUGUCUGUGAAGUUAAAGGAAGAAGAACGAAUGGUUGAGAUGUUUCUGGAAUAUCAAAAUCAGCUCUGCAAGCAGAAUAAGCUGAUUCAAGAAAAGAAAGAUAAUCUUUUAAAGUUGAUUGCUGAAGUAAAAGACAAAAAGCAGGAACUGGAAGUCCUAACUACAAAUAUUCAGGAUCUUAAAGAAGAAUAUUCUAGGAAGAAAGAAACUAUUUCCACUGCUAGCAAAGCUAAUGAAGAAAGGUUGAAAAGGCUGCAGAAGUCAGCAGACUUGUAUAAAGAUCGACUUGGACUAGAAAUUAGAAAGAUUUAUGGGGAUAAAUUGCAGUUCAUAUUCACUAAUAUUGACCCCAAGCAUCCUGAAACCCCAUUUAUGUUUUCCCUGCAUCUAAAUGAAGCAGGAGAUUAUGAAGUGUCAGAUAGUGCUCCUCAUCUCGAGUGCCUAGCAGAAUUCCAAGAGAAUGUAAGGAAAACCAACAAUUUUUCAGCUUUUCUUGCCAACGUUCGGAAAGCUUUUACUGCUAUGGUUUAUAAUUAAUGUAUAAAUAGUA
Messenger RNA from Fukomys damarensis (Damara mole-rat), 855 nucleotides. RefSeq names its product SPC25 component of NDC80 kinetochore complex (gene Spc25). Gene Ontology annotation, biological process: chromosome segregation. The record is from RefSeq and is a predicted model, not a curated record. The transcript is spliced from 7 exons. NCBI's taxonomy places the organism in Eukaryota, Metazoa, Chordata, Mammalia, Rodentia, Bathyergidae. Gene Ontology annotation, cellular component: Ndc80 complex. The coding region runs from base 162 to 842 and encodes 226 amino acids.